Molecule: messenger RNA, 957 nt
Organism: Symbiodinium sp. CCMP2592
Lineage: Eukaryota; Dinophyceae; Suessiales; Symbiodiniaceae
Source: the annotation of a GenBank genome assembly
AUGGCUUUGGUAGGAGACUUGGAGUUCUUCUCGCAAGAAUUCGGAUGGCCUACUGCGAACAGCAAUAAUUUGUGUCCUUACUGCAAGUGUGACAACCUUUUCAAAGAUGCAGAUGCUGUCGCCCCGUUCAAUGACUUCAGAGCAAGUGCUGAGUGGAGAAAGCAACCCAGAGAUCCAAGAGAAAAUGAUCACCCUUUGUUUAAAGUUCCAGGGAUCAAUUUUUGGUCCCCGAAACUUGAUGUGUUGCACAUGCUAGACCUUGGAGUCAGUUCGCAUUUUUAUGGAAACUUGAUCAACGACAUCUUGGAGGACCACCUACCUGGGAGCUUCGCUGCAUCCAUUGGAGCUUUGAACUCAAGAAUCCAGGAGCUGUACGAGAGUCAGUCGACCCCAGCUGCUGCCAGAAUCCCGAAGUUGAGCAAAGGGAACAUUCAAAGUCAGACUGGGUACCCGUGCUUGAGCCAUGUGAAAGGGCGACGAAUACGAGAGUUCUCGAGUGUGGCUGUGGGGUUGGCAGACUUGUACAAGGAUACAGUGGCAGGAAAGCAUCGUCUUGAAGCAGUGAAGGCCAUGGACGAGAUUUACGAGCUGUGUGACUGCCAGAAGUAUCGCUUUGACAGAAAGGAGCACAGAAGCAUGGAGAAGGCGAUUGACAGAUUGCUCCUGCACUACACUUUCUUGAGCAGAGAUGCUUUCAACAGAGGAAAGAAGAGGUACAGUGUCACCCAGAAGUUCCACUUGAUGGCACAUUUUCAUGUUCAGUGUAAAUGGAUGGCACCCAGACUUGCUUGGACCUAUGGCCCUGAGAGUUUCAUGUCGGUGUGCAAGAAAAUCGCUGCUUCAUGUGAUAGAGGAACGCCGAGCUACCAGAUUCCACUGAAGAUUUGUGGAAAAUUCGCCUUAGCUUACGAGCUCCUGCUGCGAGGAUGGCUGAAUCUGGAUGAAGAUGAGGAGUGA